Messenger RNA from Aspergillus eucalypticola CBS 122712, 462 nucleotides. RefSeq lists its product as uncharacterized. The coding region runs from base 159 to 419 and encodes 86 amino acids. The record is from RefSeq and is a predicted model, not a curated record. The transcript has a single exon. Lineage: Eukaryota; Fungi; Ascomycota; Eurotiomycetes; Eurotiales; Aspergillaceae.
UUCUGGCAUGCAUUACUGCUUCGCAUGAUUUAUGGCUUGAUGCAAUAUGUCCGAGUGUCUCAUGCCAAAGGAUUUUCAACAUGCAUCUAGGCGCCUCCUAGUCAAAGCAGAGACAGAGGCGAAGAUAUCGUUCAUUUUGUUCUGCACGUCAGAGGUCAAUGACUUUGGGAAUUAUCUCUUCCUCACAUCGGCACUAUUUGACUGCACUCGCUAUCUGUUGUCCUGAUGCCAACUUUGUGUUCGCUGCGUACAUGUCGGAUAUGCGCUCACUCGUUCUCUUUCUGCCCGCACCGCUGUAUUUCGAUGCAUAUUUCCGUGGCCAUUCGAUGUUACAAUUGAUGUUACAUACCCAGUGCUGUUCUGUGAGCCAGAUAGAUGAAACCAUGCGGGCGUUAAUCGUAAAGUACAUACAUAUAUAGGUGAAAUAGACAUGUGCUUGAGUGAUAGAUAUGAUGAACGCAG